Xyrauchen texanus (razorback sucker) is the source of this 1352-nucleotide messenger RNA. RefSeq lists its product as uncharacterized. The transcript has 3 exons. The coding region runs from base 200 to 823 and encodes 207 amino acids. NCBI's taxonomy places the organism in Eukaryota, Metazoa, Chordata, Actinopteri, Cypriniformes, Catostomidae. The record is from RefSeq and is a predicted model, not a curated record.
AGGGAAAGAGCAUGAAAGAGAUGGGCGAUAUGGAAAACAAUAUCCAAUCGAGUUUAUUUUAUUUUUUAAAUAUGAUUCACAAUAUUAUCACGAUUCUCUACUGUACUAGACGGCGCACUACUCCCAGCUGAGGCUUAUAUCAGUUCCCCCAGUGUUCAGCUGCACAGAAACUGAACAAAAGUGGCACAAACCAAGGACCAUGGGUAUUAAACCUGGUCCAGUUAAUGACAUGGUCAUUAUAUCAGCCAGACCAAAAGAAAGGAGACUUGCAGAAGGAAUCAGAAGCAACUUGUAUAAAGGAGUUAGCUGCCCUCUGCCAGACAUCUCCACUCUGAAAGUUCAGGAGGCGUACCAUGGACUUAGUGCAGACGAAGCUCCCAUGAUCACAGCAAUGGCUAUCUCGAGUGAUGUACCUCUGAUUGAGUCCAUGUUCGGUCCGGUGCAGGAGGGAAGUGUGCUUUCCUAUCAGCUACCAGUAAUGGCAGUCCCCAGUACCCGUCCACACACAGAUGCCCCUUCUCCCCCACAGCUGCCACUUUCGGAUUACAGACUGGGACCCCCUACCUGUGCAUUUGUGUUUUCUGAACAUCAGCACCAUCAUCUGGCAUCCCUUGCGACAUCUUUUGAGACGGCACACAAAGUUGAAAAAAGCACGCGAGAGCAGAGUACCUGCGCUGAGUGGCACCAACUAAGGAGGUGCCGCAUCACCUCUACUAAAUUUAGAGAAGUUUGCCACACCAGGGGGGAAAGCUGGCAAAAAGUCUUCUGGGAUCUUGCCAUCAGACUGCUGACAUGCGGCAGGGUCUUGCCCUGGAGCCUGUAGCAGUAGAGGAGUACUGCAAGGUGAGGGAAGUCAACCACUACCCAUGUGGGUUCCUGAUCCACCCUGACUCACCAUGGAUGGGGGUCAACACCUGAUGGGCUUGUGUACGAUCCUGAGGGGCAGCCAGUGUUUGGCCUGUUAGAAAUUAAAUGCCCAAAUGUAACUAGCUAUGUGGACUGCCCUUAUGUUAUGAUAAAGGAGGGUACACAUACACUGAGGCGAACCCAUCCUUAUUACUGGCAAGUCCAGGGACAAAUGUUGAUUUCUGGCUGUGACUGGUGUGACUUUGUCAUUUACACAGAAGAUGACAUGUUCAUUCAGAGAAUUCCCCGUGACAUGCAAGUCAUACAAACCAUUAAAGAAAAAGUUGACUAUUUCUUUUUUUAUUUCUACCUCAAUGCCUUCUUGGCCAAUUAAUGACUUGAUUGCAGUGUAAAUAUAUUUGACAGUGAAAUGUUUUUGAUUGUGAUGUAAUGUUUUUAAUUGUGAUGUAAUGUUUUUGAUUGUGAUGUAAUGCUUAGGGUAAGUA